UUUUCAAUACCAAGGUUCGCACUCAGAGUUGACAGCUCGGUUUGGGAGGAACUCUCGAUAAUAAACUAGCAUCUCAGUAAAAACUAAGAUCUCUGUUUCGUGGCAAAUAUAAACUAUUAAUUGACAUUGUGAAACGGAUUUGAGUUAGGGGCGACGAGUGAAUUAUGUUUGUGCGAUAGUGUCGUAAAUUGUGAACUUAUCAUUAACAACAUGGAAAGUCAGUAGGAACGGGACACUCUAUUACUGUUCUAAUCUCUCGGCCGAUCAACCGACAAUUAUGGCGAAGGCUUACACUUUGCUGGCCAUUAUCGUUAUAUUAGCAGCUUGCACCUGUGGCGUACGCACAGAAUGUCCCAAUCGCGUACAGAUAUCCGUGCUCACUGCUGUUCACGAUGAUCCUGCCUGCACGAAAGUAUCUACGAAGGGCGUACUUCUUUUCGAAGCGGCUAAAUUGUUAGCAGAUGCGCACAACAACAAAACCCACGGUUUCAAAUUUGAAACGACCGUUAUGGACACGUGCGGAAGUGUGAUCGGAGCUGUCAAGUCAGCAAUGAAAGCUCUCGUCUGGGCUGAUAUGAAUUGCCUCUAUCCCCCAUAUUUUUUAGGAAUAAUCGGACCUGAUUCCGCAACGAACGCUGAUGCGGUGCACAAGAUAACGUCCGUAUUAGGGAUACCGCAUAUCGUAAGAAAACCAUCGAACUCGCCGUACCUGCAUCACCUUGCCAAGGAAUCUGAUAACUUCAUAGCACAGGGCAUUUUGAAAGUGGUGGAGGCUCUCAAGUGGAAAUCCUUCACACUCGUUGCAGACGGCGACAACGAGGACGAUGUUCAAAACAUCGCUAAAAAAGUGACGAGCAGCGCGAUUGCCAGAGGGCUGUGCGUGAUGGUUCAUGACAAUGAAGAGGAAGAUUUGACCUCGCAAAUCGUGCACAUAGGCAAGCCGGUCGACGAUUUUUUUCGAACAGCUGUCAACUCUACGAUCCUUGUUGCGAGCGAAGGAAAUCUUGAGAAUUAUCUCAAUCGAAUAAACUCGUCCAACACCAUUAUCCUGCUGGAGGACGCGAGAAACGCGUACGAAGGCCUUGAAGAAAAAGUCGAAAAAUCCAGAUGGUGGAACGGUGACGAGGGUGUCGGUAAAUACGACGACGAGGAGCUCAGAGAGGUGAGAUGGCUUGAGAACGCCAUCAAAGUUUACUCCAAAGCUUUGGAUACUUUGUGUAAGAAGAAAAAGUGUAAAAACCAGCUGAAUUCUGCUGAUUGGAAUAAGGUCCUGGAUAGCAUAUUAACCGUGGUUAAUGCUGAUAUACAAUCAACGAGUAAAACGCUCGAUAUAGCGAUAAAAAAGAAAAGUGGAACUCUCGAGAAACUGGGGCAUGUGACCGUGAUGAAAAAUCAUGCUAAGAUACAAUGGAAAGGACAAUCGUCCUCGGAGGCCGACGACGACGAUGCAGCGAGCAGCAACAACGAUGAGGAUGACGACGACGCGGACGAUACUGGUUCACUGCCUGAAAUUUUCAAGCGGAUUCAGUCGAAAGAAAAAGAAAAACGUGCCGGAUGCGCGACGACGACUAAAGAGAUUAAAAUGCUCCACGCCGAGGAUGAUGACGAGGCUGCGAGGGUUUUGCUCACGGAAAUGGAUGAAAGCGAAUGGUGGACGAUGGUCGGAACCGUGAGCGGCGUUGGCGUCGCGAUGUUCGUUGUUGGUAUCCUGGCCGUCUACGUCGUGUACUCGAACAUUCGAGGUCCUCGCACGCCGAAAAGCAAAGGACGAAGCAUCGAAAGAGACACGAGCCUGAGGAGGGUCGGGAGCGAUCGAGAGCCACCAGUGGCAGCGAGAAACCAGAGAAACUCCCGCGCGCCACAGCGACGAGACAGCAACCGCAGCAUCAGAAGCACCAUGUCCGAUAAGAGCGUUUAAAAUCAUGCGCGAUUUACUGAAAUUCGUAAUCAGAAAAGUGAGAGAAAAAAUUCCAAAUUCAGCGGGGUUGAAACGCUAGGAAAAACUAGUUUUUUAUCGAUUAUUGUGCAAUAAUCGUAUCAAUGAGAACAAGCUGAUCGCUCCGUUUCAACCUUCGCGUUAACGAUUACGUGUCUGACGACAUAUUUCUCAAUUGUUGCUGUUUAAUUAACGUAAUAUAUGAAUAAGCUAAGAUAUAAUUGUGAAAUGAAAUAUUGCCGCCGAUGGAGUACAUCAUUUUUGACUAAUCGAGUUUUCGUAAGUAUAAUAAAUUGAAGAGUGUGGGACGAACAGUUAGAAAAUCAUUUUUUUCGUGGUAAAGGACGAGAGAAAUAUGAACAACAUAAUUUUGACACUUUGAUACGCCCCAACAGAUAGCUGAACAUUAUUUUUAUUUUAUGAACGUAUCGCUUUGGAUGGUCAGCCGAAUACUCAUGGAAGUCAUGACCAAUUAGGAGUGAACGUUGAAUUACAUUUUGAUAUAUUAUUUCGAGUCAGAAGGGUUUCGUUUUAGAUUAUUUGUUUCUAUUUUUUCGUUCGAUUUUACAAAAGUAAGAGAAGAAAAUAAUUUCAGUGAUUCACAGAGACGAGGUGUCACUUGGAUAAAGUGCUAAUGGUCCUUCGAAUGAUUUAGGAAAAAAUCGGGAAAAAAAUAUUCACUAUUGAGAGUUGAUUUUUAUUAGGCGUUAUGGUACCUAAAGUUCCAGAGGCCAGCUUCAUACAACAAUGACGUAUGUAUUCGUCGAAAAAAAAAAAAACAAGAACAAGAAAAAUAUUGUCAAGCGCGUGUACGUCGACGAAUAUAAAUAUGUAAAUAACGAUUUGUAGAGUAAAUAAAUGCAGCGAGGUGCUUGUCAA
Messenger RNA from Venturia canescens, 2815 nucleotides. RefSeq lists its product as uncharacterized. NCBI's taxonomy places the organism in Eukaryota, Metazoa, Arthropoda, Insecta, Hymenoptera, Ichneumonidae. The transcript is spliced from 7 exons. The coding region runs from base 278 to 1918 and encodes 546 amino acids. The record is from RefSeq and is a predicted model, not a curated record.